AGGAGGAUUGCUCUUUUUCUUGGAUGGGAAUGGUAAUGGAGCUUCAAUUAGGAUUGGGUCUUCCAAGAACAAUGGUCGAUCCAAAUUGCUGGGAAAUGGAAUUCACGGAGGGAAACUGUGGCCAAAUUUUUAAGAAGCAAAGAUUUGAUGACGAGGAGGCCAUGGAUGAGUGUGGUGCAGAGAAUGACGAUGAACUUCAAACUCUGCCAUUGCUGCCUUGGGACAACUAUCCCCUCCACACUAAUGAUGAUGAUGAUGAAGAAAAUGAGGAUAGCAAUUCUACCAUUUCUAACAGGGAUGAAGCAGGGAGUGGUGUGGCAUGUUGGCCACCCAUUAACUCAUGGAGGACGCCGGCGGCGAAGGAGGAGGAGAACGGCGGCAGAGGGCGGCGCGGGUCGCCGUUUGUAAAGGUGAAGAUGGAAGGGGUUGGGAUUGCAAGAAAGAUUGACUUAAAUGCACACAGUUCCUAUGCCUCACUCACUUCCUCCGUGAUCACCCUCUUUGGACGAGAUGAGGAAGAUGUGGAGGCAUAUGCUCUCACAUAUCAGGACAAGGAAGGGGAUUGGCUUCUUGCAGGGGAUGUUCCUUGGGGAACGUUUAUCCAGUCGGUGCAAAGGCUAAAACUGGUUAAGAGAGAAGAUUUAAGUUGAUUGCAUCAGUCCACUAAGAAAUAUGGUCUUAUUAU
Messenger RNA from Cuscuta campestris, 685 nucleotides. The record is from the annotation of a GenBank genome assembly. NCBI's taxonomy places the organism in Eukaryota, Viridiplantae, Streptophyta, Magnoliopsida, Solanales, Convolvulaceae.